Molecule: messenger RNA, 606 nt
Organism: Condylostylus longicornis
Lineage: Eukaryota; Metazoa; Arthropoda; Insecta; Diptera; Dolichopodidae
Product: glutathione S-transferase 1-1-like
Exons: 1
Coding region: 1-426 (141 amino acids)
Biological process (GO): glutathione metabolic process
Molecular function (GO): glutathione transferase activity
Source: RefSeq, a predicted model, not a curated record
AUGAUCUAUUUAGCUGAAAAAUAUGGUAAAACUGAUUCAUUAUAUCCAAAAUGUCCAAAAAAACGUGCAUUAAUCAAUCAAAGAUUAUUCUUUGAUAUGGGAACAUUAUAUCAACGUUUUGCUGAUUAUUAUUAUCCACAAGUUUUUGCUAAACAACCAGCAAAUGAAGAUAAUUAUAAAAAAAUGGAAGAUGGUAUGAAAUUUUUGGAUAUAUUCUUAGAAGGUCAAACAUAUGCUGCUGGUGAUAGCUUAACAUUAGCUGAUUUGGCAUUAUUAGCAAGUGUUUCAUCAUAUGAAGUUGCAAAUUAUGAUUUAACAAAACAUAAGAAUGUCAUGAAAUGGUAUGAACAUUGUAAAUCUGUUGCACCCGGAUAUGAUUUAAAUCAAAAAGGUGUUGAACAUUUCAAGAGAUUCUUUAGUAAUUAAGAACUGAAAAAGAAAAGAAAAAAAAACUAAAUUUACAUAUUUUGUAUUGUAUACAUUUUUUUUUUAAUUUAUUUAAAAAAGAAAAAAAAAUGUUUUUUUUUUUUUUUUUUUAAUUUUAAACCUUGUAACUUGGUGCAUUUUUUCAUAAUAUUUGAAAUAAAAUCAUAAAAACAAACAUAA